AUGGACUCGGACAUGGACAUGUCCUCACCUCUUGGAGAGGACAAAGGAGAGGGGGUGGGGAAGGGUGGCGUGAGCGAGUGUAGGAGGCUAUUGGGGAUAGAAGCAUCCCUCACUAAAAGAGGAGACCCGGUUUGGAGGAGGCAGCCUGGACAGGGGAGACAUCUCUCCGAAUGCCCAGGUGUGAGGAGAAGCAGAGGGGCUGAUCCUGGCGUGGCCACAACUAGGACAGGGGCCCCAAGGAGGAACAAAACAGGGGAGGAUACUCACCCAAGCCGGAGCCGGAGCGUCGAUCCGGAGAGGAGGAAGGGCCUCAAGCCAGGGCCUGGCCCAGGGCCCGGACUGUCUGGAGUCUGGACGCAGAACCCGCCCUUUUCGGAAGAUCCCAAGUGUCUCAUAGAUCUCUUGGAGUCCAUCAUGCAUACGCACCGUCCCACUUGGGAUGACUGUCAUCAGCUGCUCAAUAUCCUUUUUACGAUGGAGGAACGAGAGCGCAUCCUCAACGAAGCAAGGAAGAACGUCUUGGGGGAUAAUGGGAGACCCACAACUCUCCAACCGGCCAUAGACGAGGCUUUUCCCCUACGCCGCCCUGAUUGGGAUUUCGGGACCACAGAAGGUAGGGAGCGUCUUCGGAUCUACCGCCAGACUCUUAUGGCCGGUCUCCGAGCGGCCGCUAGAAGGCCCACCAAUUUUGCAAAAGUGAAAGCAGUCGUUCAAGGGGAAAACAAAAGCCCGGCCGGCUUCUUAGAGCACCUCUAUGAGGCAUACUGUCAGUACACCCCUAUUGACCCUGAGGUGGAGCUCCACUGGUCUGCUGUGGUGCUGUCAUUUAUUAAUCAGGCAGCUCCAGACAUUAGGAGAAAACUCAAUAAACAGGAGAACUUAGGGGAAAUGACCAUUAGAGAGAUGCUACAAAUAGCAGAGAAGGUCUUUACCGCUAGGGAAACUCCGGAACAAAGGGAGGAAAGGAGGAGAAAGGAAGACAGGGAAGCCCAGGAGAAAUCGAGAAAGGAGGACAGGGAGUUCCAGGCUAAGGAAAACCGAAAGCAACAAAGAGAACUGGCCUGUAUUUUCCUAGCGGGUGUCUGAGACCCGCCCCAGGGAGGGGGCCACGCCAGGACCCCGGAUAAGGAACACUGUGUUUACUGUAAGGAAACUGGGCAUUGGAAAAGAGAAUGUCCUAAACCGGGGGACAGAAGGGAAAGGGAGCAAGUAGUAGAGCAGGCCAGAGUCCUCCUAGCCGGAGAAGAGGACUGAAGGAGACGGGGCUCGGACCCCCUCCCCGAGUCUUGGGUAACAAUACAUGUGGAGGGGAAGCCGAUGGGAUUCAUGGUGGAUACCGGCGCCCAGUAUUCGGUCUUAAACAAGGCACAUGGACCUUUGAACAAGGAACGAACAAGUGUCGUUCAGGGGGCCACCGGUACACAGUUAUGUACAUGGACUACCAAAAGAAGGGUAAACUUAGGAAAACACCAGGUCACACACUCCUUCCUGGUUGUUCCUGAGAGCCCCGCCCCCCUGCUCGGUCGGGACCUACUCACCAAAAUUGGGGCCCAUAUCCAUUUUGAAUCAGACGGAAUAAUUGUGACUGAUCGAGAGGGGAGCCCAAUACAUGUCCUGACCCUAUCAUUGGUUGACGAACAUCGCCUGUUUGAGAGUCAGCCGGAGUCAGGAGGGGACAUGGCCCAAUGGGUAAAAAGAUUUCCCAUGGCCUGGGCAGAGACUGCAGGAAUUGGGCUCGCCAAACACCUCCCUCCCGUAGUUAUACAAUUGAAGGCUUCCGCUCUUCCCAUUCGGGUAAAACAGUAUCCUAUGCCCGAGGAGGCUCGAAGAGGCAUAGCCCCUCAUAUCUGCAGGCUAUUAAAGGAAGGAGUACUGCGGCCUUGUCAGUCCACCUGGAAUACACCUCUGCUCCCCAUCCAAAAGCCGGGAGGCAAGGAUUAUAGGCCCGUGCAAGACCUGCACAAGGUCAACGAAUGGACGGAGGACAUUCAUCCCACCGUUCCGAAUCCUUAUACUUUGCUCAGCCACCUACCCCCCUCACAGGUGUGGUAUACAACCCUUGAUCUGAAAGAUGCUUUCUUCAGCAUUCCAUUGUCAGAAAUUAGCCAGCCGCUAUUUGCUUUCGAGUGGCACGAGGAUGGGGGCCAAUCUGGACAGCUUACUUGGACCAGACUGCCGCAAGGAUUUAAAAAUUCUCCCACCCUGUUUAAUGAGGCCCUGAGCCAGGACCUGGAACACUUUCGCCAAAGCCACCCACGAGUCACUCUAUUGCAGUAUGUUGAUGAUUUACUGUUAGCGGCAGAAACCCGAGAGGAAUGCAACGAGGCUACCGAACACUUGCUAACGGAAUUAGGUGAGCUGGGAUAUCGGGCGAGUGCCAAGAAAACCCACAUCUGUAAAAGGUCAGUGACAUAUCUGGGUUAUCGGAUCGCAGAUGGGGCAAGAUGGCUUACUGAUGCCAUGAAACAGACUAUUUUGGCUAUCCCAUCCCCCACAUCCACUAGGGGAGUAAGAGAAUUCCUAGGCUCCGCAGGAUUCUGUAGACUCUGGAUUCCGGGAUUUGCAGAGAUAGCCAGACCCUUAUAUGAGGCCACCAAAGAGGCUCCGAAUUGGAGAUGGGGAAAAGAACAACAGGCCUUUGACCAGCUGAAGAAUGCUCUUUUACAGGCCCCUGCCUUAGCCUUGCCAGAUCCCACAAGACCAUUCACUCUAUUUGUAGAUGAAAGAAAAGGGGUAGCCAAAGGAGUCCUGACCCAACAACUGGGCCCCUGGAAGAGACCUGUGGCAUACCUUUCCAGAAAAUUAGAUGCAGUAGCAGCGGGAUGGCCCCCUUGCCUUCGUAUCAUAGCGGCCAUCGCCAUGCUAGUGAGAGAAGCUGAUAAAUUAACUUUUGGACAAGCCCUUUGGGUAACGGCCCCUCACCCGGUGGAGGGAAUCCUUAAACAACCCCCUGGGAAAUGGAUGACAAAUGCCAGGCUCACCCACUACCAGGGGCUCUUGUUGGAUUCCCCUUGAAUCACAUUCACAGAUCCCGUAACCCUGAAUCCUGCCACCCUGUUGCCUAAUCCAGAACUACAGACACCUGUCCAUGACUGCAAAGAAUUCCUCUCUGAAGUUACACAGGUACGGGAUGACUUAAAGGAUACCCCCCUGUCUAGCUGUGAAUUAAACUGGUACACGGAUGGAAGCAGCUUUGUCCAAGAUGGAGUCCGAAGAGCAGGGGCAGCUGUAGUCGACCAAGAAGGAAAUACGGUGUGGAGCAGCGCCCUCCCACCCGGAACCUCAGCCCAAAAAGCGGAAUUAAUUGCCUUGGCAGAGGCCCUGGAGAGGGCAAAAGGGAAACGAGUCAAUAUCUACACCGAUAGUCGCUAUGCUUUUGGUACCAUCCAUGUCUACGGGACCAUCUAUCGCGAAAGGGGGUUCCGCACAGCAGAAGGGAAGAAUCUGAAGAACCUGGCCGAGGUCCAGCGUCUAUUAAUGGCAGUGGAAAAACCGAAGGCAGUGGCAGUGAUGUAUGUCCCAAGCCACCAGUCUGCCAAGACACCGGAAGCAGUCGGCAACAACAGAGCAGAUCAGGAAGCGAAGAGAGCAGCAAUGGUGAGUCCUUCCAUGGUCACGGCUGUAGACGUGUGUCCCAGAGCUCCCUUCGCUACCCCCCGACCAGAAUACUCCACGGAGGAUUUCACCUGGAUAAGGUCCCACUCUCCCAUUAGAGAAGGGGAAAACGGAUGGAGAAGCGACCUGGAAGGCAAGUUAAUUCUGCCCGAAAAACUCGGACGGUUCCUGUUGAUUAACUUGCAUAAGUCCACCCAUUUGGGGCGGAGAAAAUUGUUAGACCUGCUGACAUCCACGCAGCUCCGAUUUCCGAACCAGACCGUAGCAGUCUGCCAAAUUGUGGAAGAUUGUACUCGGGAACGAGGGAGGACUCCAGGAAGAAGUUGGGAAGUGGAUUUUACUGAGGUAAAACCAGGAAAGUUUGGAUAUAAAUAUUUGCUGGUAUUCAUAGACACCUUUUCGGGCUGAGUAGAGGUUUUUCCUACAAAGAAAGAGACAAGUCAGGUAGUAGCAAAGACGGGCACACCCUCCGGAGGAAAAACAGGAAAAUUGGUCUGCACGAAAGCAUCCCACAAACCCACUCAAGCUCCGGCUGGUGCGGGACCCUCCUGGAAGCGAAGGCGAUGUCCCCUAUUCCCCACAGCCAUCGUAGGUAUCCUACUGGUAAUCCUCCAGGGUGUGACCGGAAACAACUCUCAUCGACCAUACAAACAGACCUGGGUUUUGAGGAGCGGAGACACUCACGAAGAAUGGAACCUAACCUCGCACCCGGCAGCCGCUCAAUGGACUUGGUGGCCUGAACUGUAUGUAGAUCUAGAAAUGGUAUUGGGCACUUUCUACAACCUCCCUCAAAACCAGCAAGAGCAUUAUAUGAGAAAAAGGGCGUUGGGAGAUACAUCCUUGCUCCUUGACCGCCAGGUCCUCCGUUCCAAUGGGUUUUUCGCCUGCCCAGGAUAUGAGUCCAGCACAUGGCGCCGGGAUUGUGGGGGUAUAAAAAGCUUUUAUUGUGCCCAUUGGAAAUGUGUGGUGACCAAUGAUGGUGAAUGGAAAUGGGCAGUGACCCCAGACUUGAUUACUAUGCAAUUUGUUAAGCCCUACAACCAGUGGCAGGUGGAGCAAGGGUCGAAUUUAGUAAAGAUCUCCUUUACAGAGAAGGGAAAGAAGGAGCGGAGAUGGGUAAGCGGACUGACAUGGGGUCUCCUGCCCUACAAACGGCCAUGGAGAGGGGUCCUAUUCCAAAUAUUGUUGCGCCUUGAGCCUAUCUCUAACCCUAUAGGACCUAAUCCUGUGUUAAAACCUAAUCCUAAGUCCAAACCAGAGUUGUCGGAGACCAAGUUGGUUCCGCGCACAACCCAAAACCCCCAGACACUCCAAAGUAUUGCUCCUAGCAACUCCCAAAGUUCCAAGAUGAUGCUUCCAGGGCCCACCACCACCACCAUUCCCUUCACACCACCACCUAACCCCUUAGAAACCUUAUUGCUUGCUACAUUUAAGACCUUGAAUAGGACAGCCCCUAAUCUAACUGAAGCUUGCUGGCUCUGCUACAGUCCAUCGCCCCCUUUUUACGAGGCCAUAGGGGUUAACUCCUCCUUUGCAGUUAACGCCACUGUUCCUACAACAAAUUGGGAAGCCUGA
Messenger RNA from Castor canadensis (American beaver), 5190 nucleotides. The record is from RefSeq and is a predicted model, not a curated record. NCBI's taxonomy places the organism in Eukaryota, Metazoa, Chordata, Mammalia, Rodentia, Castoridae.